CAUUCCGUGAACGCAUUCCGAAACCCCCAGCCAGACUCACCCGCAUCUACCCCUCCAGUCAGUCCACGACGACUUGCCACAGACCACAUUCAUUUCGGACCCCCCUCACUUCAACGACCCGCUUGCCUCAAUCACCGGCAGCUUGUACGACGACGAACGCACCUUCUGGUCGAUUGAAUAAGGGCUCAGAGAAAGCAAGCGAGCGACGCCCUGCAGCUGCAUACAAACAGGAGAAUUAAGCGACAAAAAGGAGGGGAAUAAAGGAGAGAGCCAGGUUAUUGGGUGAAAGAGAGACUGUGAUUCUCCAAUACAGGCAAUCCUGAGCUGAAAUUCAGAAGCCGGCUUCACAGCGACAGUCUAGAGGACUUUUCUCACGCAACGGUGGAAGGGAUUUACAGCAUGGACGAAGCCAUGGAUUACGCAUACCACCAUCCGGAGCAGUCUCAGAGUCAGGCACAGAAUCCGUACGCACAGCAGCGACCACGAUGUCCUUACUUUCUUAACAGAGAAGGCCAACAGCAACUCCCUGGGAUGCCACAGCACCGCUCAACAAUGCACUACGACCCUGUUCACUCCUCAGCGAACUACACAAGUUGGCAACCUCAAGGACCACCGCUACCUGGGCCAUAUCACUGGCAACACCAACCUCAGAUGAUGAACCACCGGGGACAUCCGGCACCCCAGCACCGGCCUUCGAACUCGGCCUCUGAGGCGCCUUACUACAACCAUGUGCCUGUUCCGAACUUUGGCAAUGUGGCUGGUGGCUACUCGGGGGCACCCCCAAGCGAGAUGGUAGGCCCUCCAACCAUGCAGCCGUCGUUCCCUCAUACGCAGCUCCCUCCGGUCAGAUUCAAUUUUCCGACAGCUCUGCCAGCAGGCCAUCCGGCACAAGGCCAGCCGUUCUAUACCAGCUCUGAGAGGAACUUUGGUGGACAGAAUGCUGCACCUCGCCACAGCGCCUUUAACACAGCUUCCCACUCUGUGAAUACAUCAACUCCUUCCGUAGCACAAACCAGCUCAGAACACCUUGCAGGAGCCCCAAAUCCUCCCCAGAUCGAGAUGUCAGAAUCUACUGGAGGUACAGUUCAAGCACCAUCUUCCGGGGCCAGCAUCCAGUUUGGAUCUGCUCCUCCUUCAACUGCUCCCCAUCGCAGCACCUCAACCUUUCUCAACCCGCCGCAUGACGUUCACCAACCUACUUCAGGCGCUUCAUCUUCUGGAGCCUCGAGUUCGUCAAGCAACUUGGGCUCGCAUCACCACCCAGAGCGACGUCGAGUUCCUGCCAUUCGCCGCGCGUCCAGAAGACAAAGCCCUCUUUCUGACAGCGAUGUCGAUUCCGACCGAGGCGCGCUCGAACAGGUCAUAGCAUUGGCUGGAAACCCAACGCAAAUGGCACGUCAUAUCAUGACUCUGGAAGAAGACCACGUUCGGGCCGCCCAAUUCAUGCGUGGCUCUGUGACCACGAAAUAUGUGGCGUCUUCGUCGGCUAUCCAAUCUCUCCAGAGCGUUCCGAUUGCCGAGCUAUCAGAAAGCGAAAGAACCUGCGUCAUUUGCUACAACGAAUUCGGUGUAGAAACACCCGAGGGUGUCAAGGAGGCUCCACUCCGACUACCCAAAUGCAAACAUGUGUUUGGUGAUCACUGCAUCAAGAAAUGGUUUGAGGAGUCGGACAGUUGCCCUUACUGCAGAGAUAAGGUGCCGCACGAACCCAGGAUUACAUCCACACACCCAAACUUUGACCGGUACUACCGCAAUCGUGGACAUGUGAACCUUGGCGGCCUUGCUGGUUACGCUGGCUACAUGCGAGACAGGGACGCCAGUCUGGCACAGGAAGACUCAAACCGCUCGCAAGGAUCUGGAUCUAGCCAUGGUGAACGCCGCUCUCCCCCAACAGACAGUGGUGAAAGUCGGCGUAGGAUUCGACCUCGUACCGGUGUUCAAGGCCCAGGGUCACCAACUUUCAGCAGCAGCCGGCCUAGACCAGUGUCCAGCACAUACGACAGUAAUAGGAGAGCGCAUGCUGCUAUUCCUGCUCUGCUCCCACCUCGUGGAGCUUUCGCAUCUAACGGCUCCAGUCGUACGAACCACGGUGGCAUAUCACAGGUGUCCUUUUCCAGUUCCAACAUGCAUCAACACCAUCAUCAGGCGACUGGUUUUGCAGGUCUAGGAGAGACUGGGAGCGCCUCGACGCAGGGAGUUCCGAUACUCGCACGCCACCCUAACGGCGCUGCGCCAACCGCUCUCGGCGUGCCUGACGGGCUCCAUGGAAACGGAUAUCUGAACCCCAACAACCGAACCUCACUGCCGGCAGCCCUCCCGAGCGCUUGGAUCGGAGACCUAACAGCACCCGAAGAAAGCCAUCGGCGUAUGAUGGGUGGGGAGAAUGGUGUGUCACUCCAAGCCAACCCAUGGGUACGGGAAUAGGGAAGUCAAUAUGGACUUGGCGGCUGUGGACAGCGUAGGCGUGGACGGCGUGGGCAUUGGAAACGUAAUUGGCAUAUUGGAUAUGGGGGACAGUUUCACUAAUCAGUCUGCAAUCUUUUUUCGUGGAAAGGCUCGGUUCGGUAUGCAGGAUGACCUUUUACACAGAUCGGCCGCGGCGUUUAUUUUAUUAUUUUUUCGGUGGAAGUGGCGUUUCAGGGAACCAAGGAUCGUCAUCUUCGUGAUGGCAUGAUUCAGGAUUCAAAGUCUUUCGGUAGGAUUCACGAGGUCCGUUGGAUCUGUCUGGUUUUAAGGGCUGACCACUUGAGUGGCCAGCCCGAGUGCACACAUCAUCAACGCAUUUCUGGGGGG
This is a messenger RNA of Colletotrichum acutatum, 2793 nucleotides long. RefSeq lists its product as uncharacterized. The record is from RefSeq and is a predicted model, not a curated record. Bases 400 to 2424 code for a protein of 674 amino acids. The transcript has 3 exons. NCBI's taxonomy places the organism in Eukaryota, Fungi, Ascomycota, Sordariomycetes, Glomerellales, Glomerellaceae.